AUGGCACUGAUAGGACACGGCACAGCAGCAGUAGAGGGACUGAGCUGGAGUGCAGCAGACAACAGACGUCUUGCUUCUGCUGAUGCUGCUGGCAUCUGCUGCCUGUGGGACCUCAGCAGCAGCAGCAGCAGCAGCAGCAGCAGCAAUAGCAGCAGCAGCAGCGUUGGGGCCGGCACAGUGUCUCUCUUCGACACGCGCUGUCUCCGUUGUCCUCUCCUCUCUCUCUCUGCUGCUGCUCCUGCUGCUGCUGCUGCUGCUGCUGCUGCUGCUGCUGCUGGGGAGACACCGCAGCCCAGUGUCUCCAUCAGCUCUGUCCGCUUCCACCCUGAGUUUGGCUUUCUCUUGGGGGCUGCUGCUGACGACGGCACUGUCGCUCUGUGGGACCUUGUGGCUGCCAGUGCACAGCAGCAGCAGCAGCAGCAGCAGCAGCAGCAGCAGCAGCAGCAGCAGCAGCAAGUAGAGGAGAUGCAGGCUGAUGGAGUUACAGAGGCCCCCACCAAGAGGGGCCCCAAGGGGCCCCCAGGCCUCUUGUUUGUGCAUGCAGGGCACUCAGCCCCGAUAACAGAUUUCUGCUGGCGCACAGCGCAGGUCCCUCCCCCCUACAGCAGCAGCAGCAGCAGCAGCAGCAGCAGCAGCAGCAGCAGCAGCGGGGGGCUCAGUGUACACCACCUGAGACAGUCCCUCAUGGGGGCAAGUGUCUCCUUCGAUAACAAAGUGCAGCUCUGGCAGCCAUCAGAGCUGUUGUUCUUUCCGGCUCAGUGA
Molecule: messenger RNA, 762 nt
Organism: Eimeria mitis
Lineage: Eukaryota; Apicomplexa; Conoidasida; Eucoccidiorida; Eimeriidae
Product: WD-40 repeat-containing protein, putative
Exons: 2
Coding region: 1-762 (253 amino acids)
Biological process (GO): regulation of gene expression
Cellular component (GO): nucleus
Molecular function (GO): histone binding
Source: RefSeq, a predicted model, not a curated record